UAUUAGUGUAUUAAAGUUAUAUACAUGGUUCAUGUAUUUCUAUUGUAUAGUGCUAGUAUAGAAUUAAUGCUUUGAAAAAUUCCUUUCUAGCCAAUUUUUUUAAAUUAAAAAAAAUGUGUAUGAGAGGAGUAGAAAUUGAUGGCAGAGAGCUUUUAAGUAAAAUUGUCAAUGAUACUUUGUAGAUAAACUAUACUGCAUUUUGUUGUAGACACAGCCAUUCAUUCAUGUAUUCAUUCACUUCAACAAAAUACUAUUUAGCACUAUUAAGUGCCAAACACUGUAUUAGGUGCUGGGGACCCAGGGGUGAGUGUGUAUAGUCAUAGACUAUAGAGUCCCAGGAAUUAACUAAACACACAGAUAAAUAUAGUGAAGAAAGAUGGUGAUGAGACAGGAAAGGAUCCUGGAGUCAAGAUCUGAAAGAAGGAGUUAACUAGGCAAGGAAGGGUAACAGUUUGAGUAAAGAUCUUAUGGAACAACAACAACAAAUUAACAGGCAACUAUAAAUCAGAGACUAAAUCAGAGCGGUCAUAGAACAUGCCAGGAAUUGAGGGCCACAGGUAUUGAGUACAGAGAACAAAGGGAAGAAGUAUGCAGAUGACACAUCCAGCAGGAUCUUUUAGAUCAAUGGAAAGGUACUGAAGAGAUUUAAGCAGAGGAGGGAUAUAUUCUGCCUUAAAAAAAGAAAUUAUUCAACAAUAUUUAUUGAGUGCCCAAGAUGUGCCAGGGUACUAUGCAAGAGUAUUGAUCUGCACAAUACACGAUUGUUAUGUAGUUGUAGUCCCACUUUGGACCUGGAGAACAUUGAAUCUGUGAAGGUCUUUCAGUGGGCAGAAGUUCUUUCCGUGGGCAGAAUUUCCAGCUAUGUCUUAAGGUUCACUUUGCCUGAAAGAGAUAACCUUGGAUGAUAAUUCAUGGUCAGAAUCCGUUGUCCAAGGUUGAUUGUGCAGUGGAUCAAGGACAUGAAAAGAGCAUGAUUGGAGAACUAGUGACAAGGAAGGCGUGGAAAGGGAUAUGUUGACGGACCUUGCAGAAUGACUCUUAAGAAUCAUAUAGAUAAAAUGAGCUACUCUAUGGAUGAGAUGCAGUUUCCUCUCCCGGGUUCUGUGUUUGCUCAGUGGAAUCAUGAACAAAAUGGCAAUGAUCACAGGAUUGGAGUUAUGCAUGGGAUCACCAAGUCUGCUGAGUGUUUAGGUGGCCAGCAGCAGUGACUAAUCCUGAGUUGCUGGUAAUACCCUAUAUUCCAAGAGAAUCGUCCAGCCACUAGGAGCUUGGAAAAAGAUGUAUGAUAUGAUGAGGCCUUUGUACAGAUUGACCCCGUGCUUAAGUACAUGAUUUCUGGUUUCAUGAUGAAUCCAUUUACUGAAGGAGGUGAAGGUACCAGGGUAAAGAUGGAUGACAGGUGCUACCCAGUGAUCUUCCCAGAUGCACGGAAUUUCCGCCCCUUCACUGCUGACUCCCUGGAUGCAAUUAAGAAGCGUAUUGCCAUCCAGAAGGAGAAAAAGAAAUCCAAAGGCCAGACGGCAGCAGAACCCCUGCCUAGACCUCAGCUUGAUCUGAAGGCUUCCAGGAAGUUGCCUAAGCUUUAUGGGGACAUUCCCCAUGAACUGAUAUCAAAACCCCUGGAAGACUUGGACCCAUUCUACAGAACUCAUCAGACAUUUAUGGUGUUGAACAAAAAGAGAACAAUCUACCGCUUCAGCGCCAAGCGUGCCUUGUUCAUUUUUGGCCCUUUCAAUUCUGUUAGAAGUUUAGCCAUUAAAAUUUCAGUGCAUUCAUUGUUCAGCUUGUUCAUCAUCUGCACCGUCGUCAUCAACUGCGUGUUCAUGGCCUCAGCUCUUGGAAAGGAUGGUAGUAACGAAACAGCCAACACCGCUGAGUAUGUCUUCACCGGGAUUUAUAUUUUUGAAGCUUUGAUAAAGAUAUUGGCAAGAGGUCUUGUUCUGGAUGAGUUUUCUUUCCUUCGAGAUCCAUGGAAUUGGCUGGACUCCAUUGUCAUUGCAACAGCGUUUGCAUCAUAUGUGCCAAAUCUCACAUUCAGCCUGUCAUCCCUGCGUACCUUCCGGGUGUUUAGAGCUUUGAAAGCAAUUUCUGUAAUUUCAGGCCUGAAGGUCAUUGUUGGUGCCUUGUUGCGCUCUGUGAAGAAGCUUGUCAAUGUGAUGAUCCUGACUCUCUUUUGCCUGAGCAUCUUUGCUCUGGUAGGGCAGCAGCUCUUCAUGGGAACUUUGAAUCAUAGAUGUGUCAGAGAGGACUGCCACAAUGUUACUGACGACAAUAAAGAGAACUGCCUUGAAAAAAAAAAUGCUUCAAGUGAUUUCAUAAUGUGUUACACCGGGAAUACUAACCGGUCUAGUGCCUGUUCUUUGGGAUAUGUAUGCAAAAGGACAAAUUAUAAUCCUGACAAUGGUUUUACGAAUUUUGACAACUUUGGCUGGUCUUUUCUUGCCAUGUUCCGGCUUAUGACUCAAGAUUCCUGGGAGAAACUUUAUCAGCAGGUCUUGCAUACAUCUGGGUGCUACUCUGUCUUCUUCUUUGUGGUGGUCAUCUUCCUGGGCUCUUUCUACCUGAUUAACUUAACCCUGGCUGUUGUUACCAUGGCUUAUGAAGAACAGAACAGGAAUGUAGCUGCUGAGACAGAGGCCAAGGAGAAGAUGUUCCAGGAAGCCCAGAAGCUGUUAAAGGAGGAGAAGGAGGCUUUGGUUGCUAUGGGAAUUGACAGAAGUUCACUUAAUUCCCUUGAAGCAUCAUCUUUUUCCCCAAAGAAGAAAAAGUUGUUUGGCAAGAAAAGGAAGUCCUUCUUUUUGCGAGAGUCUGGGAAGGACCAGGUUCCAGGAUCAGAUUCUGAUGAAGAUUCCCCCAAAAAGCCACCCCUCCUAGAGCAAACCAAACGACUCUCUCAGAACUUGUCAGUGGACUACCCUGAUGAGCUUGGAGACCCUUUCCAAAGACAGAGGGCAUUGAGUGCUGUCAGCAUCCUCACCAUCACCAUGCGUGAACAAGAAAAAUCACAGGAACCUUGUCUCCCAUGUGGGGCAAACCUGGCCUCCAAAUACCUCGUGUGGGACUGUAGCCCCCAGUGGCUAUCCAUUAAGAAGGCUCUGAGAAUUGUGAUGACUGACCCCUUCACUGAGCUGGUCAUCACCAUCUGCAUCAUAAUCAACACUCUCUUCUUGGCCAUGGAACAUAACACGAUGGAUGACAAUUUUACGAAAAUGUUGGAAACAGGGAAUUGGGUUUUCACUGCCAUUUUUUUGGCAGAAAUGGGCCUAAAAAUCAUCGCACUUGAUCCCUAUCACUACUUUCGCCGAGGCUGGAAUAUUUUUGACUGCAUUGUUGCUCUUCUGAGUUUUGCAGAUGUGAUUUGCCACUUUGUUGUGCCUGGAGGAAAGUCAUACUUCCGUUCUCUAAGAGUGCUGAGAGUCUUCAAGUUAGCCAAAUCCUGGCCAACUUUAAACACAUUGAUUAAGAUAAUUGGCCACUCCGUUGGAGCUCUUGGAAACCUGACUGUGGUCCUGACCAUUGUGGUCUUUAUUUUCUCUGUAGUCAGCAUGCAGCUUUUUGGCUCCCGGUUCAAUGACAAGAAGGAUAUAAAACAAUGCAGUGCUGGCUAUAACUCUACAAGCUUAUGUUUAAGACGCUGGCACAUGGGAGAUUUCUACCAUUCCUUCCUGGUGGUAUUCCGCAUCCUCUGUGGGGAAUGGAUCGAAAAUAUGUGGGAAUGUAUGGCAGUAGCUCAAAUGCCACUGUGCAUUAUUGUCUUUCUUUCCAUCAUGGUGAUAGGAAAACUUGUGGUACUCAACCUCUUCAUUGCCUUGCUGCUCAAUUCCUUCAGCAAUGAGGAGAGAGGGGAAAACAGGGAUGGAGAAACCCGUAAAACCAAAGUCCAAUUAGCUCUGGAUCGCUUCCAUUGGGCUUUUUGUUUUGUGAUAAAGACUCUUGAGCAUUUUUGUUGCAAGCGGUGCAGGAAGCAAAAUUUGUCAAAGCAAAAAGAGGUGACAGGAGACCCUGAUGUAGAAAACAAAGACGUCAUUCCCCCAAAGAACUUUGAUCAGCCUGCACCAAAGACUUUGAAUGUCGGGCAUGAUUGGAUUCAUUUGGCUCCACUUGCGGAGGAAGAAUGUGAUGUUCUAUCUCUUAGUGAAACUAAUCUACCAUCUAGUGCACAACCUGAUGCUGGAGAACAGAUCUAUGAAUUCCAUCCAGAUACCAGAAAGACCACCAGUCCAGGAGUUCAAAGUGUGGAAAUUAAUGUGUUCUCUGAAGAUGAUGCUUCUGUGGCAAUACAGGAUCCCCAAAAGAAGUUUGAUGCUACCAGUGUAUAUUCAGAAUGUAGUACUGUUGAUCUACAGAAUCCCUUUGGACAGGUGCUUGAAAUGGUUCCCAAAAAGCAACCAGGGAGAUGUUUGCCCAAAGGCCUGCGUCUCUGCUUUCCAUGGUGUUCCAUGAAUAGAAGCAACUCCCCCUGGGUCAUUUGGUGGAAUAUGCGGAAAACCUGCUACCAAAUAGUGAAACACAGCUGGUUUGAGAGUUUUAUUAUCUUUGUGAUUCUGCUGAGCAGUGGUGCACUGGUAUUUGAAGAUGUUAAUCUCCACAAACAAGUGAAAAUCCAACAAUUACUUAAUUGUACUGAUAUUAUUUUCACGUACAUUUUUAUCCUGGAGAUGGGUCUGAAGUGGGUGGCAUUUGGAUUUCUGAAGUAUUUCUCCAGUGCCUGGUGCUGGCUGGAUUUCAUCAUUGUGAUUGUCUCUGUGCCCAGUCUCACCAACUUAAUUCAACUUAAGCCCUUGCGGAUUCUACGAGCACUAAGGCCCCUCCGAGCACUGUCCCAGUUUGAAGGAAUGAAGGUGGUGGUCUAUGCUCUCCUCGGUGCCAUACCUGCCAUUUUGAAUGUUUUACUUGUCUGCCUCAUUUUCUGGCUCAUUUUUUGUAUCCUGGGAAUGAACUUAUUUUCUGGACAUUUUGGAAAAUGCUUUGAUCCAACAAAUAGCAACUUAGAGAUAAAUUACAGCAUUGUUGACAACCGAAACCAAUGUAAAAGUAAAAAUUUGUCCUGGGUAAUCCACGAAGUCAACUUUGACAAUGUAGGAAUGGCUUACCUGGCCCUGCUGCAAGUGGCAACAUUUAAAGGUUGGAUGGAAAUUAUGUAUGCAGCUGUCGAUUCCAGAGGGAAAGAUAAACAACCACAUUUUGAGGAGAAUAAAUACAUGUACAUUUACUUCAUAGUUUUUAUCAUCUUUGGCUCAUUCUUCACUCUGAACCUCUUUAUUGGUGUUAUUAUUGACAACUUCAACCAACAGCAGAAAAAGUUAGGUGGCCAAGAUAUUUUUUUGACAGAAGAACAGAAGAAAUACUAUAAUGCAAUGAAAAAACUGGGAUCCAAAAAACCUCAAAAGCCAAUCCCAAGACCUCUGAACAAAUUCCAGGGUUUUGUGUUCGACAUCGUGACAAGCCAAUUCUUUGACGUCAUCAUCAUCAGCUUCAUUCUCCUCAACAUGGUUUUCAUGAUGGCUGAGUCACAUGAUCAGUCUGACCAUGUAGAAUCCACCCUUGAGCAUCUCAACCUGGCCUUUGUGGUCAUCUUUACAUUUGAGUGCCUCAUCAAAAUCUUUGCUUUGAGGCAAUUCUACUUCACCAAUGGCUGGAAUUUAUUUGAUUGUGUGGUUGUGGUCCUCUCUAUUGUUAGUUCAAUAGUUACUGCCUUGGGAAAGAAGCACAUUCCCUUUCCUCCGACGCUCCUCAGAAUUAUCCGCUUGGCCCGGAUUGGCCGAAUCCUAAGACUCGUUCGGGCAGCUCGAGGAAUCAGGACGCUCCUUUUUGCUCUGAUGAUGUCACUUCCUUCUCUGUUCAACAUUGGCCUUCUCCUCUUUCUGAUAAUGUUUAUCUAUGCCAUUUUUGGUAUGAAAUGCUUUAGUGAUGUGAAGUUAGAGGCUGGCGUUGAUGACAUAUUCAACUUCCAAACUUUUGUUGGUAGCAUGCUCUGUCUCUUCCAGAUAACCACAUCUGCAGGCUGGGACAGUCUCCUCAGACCCAUGUUGCGAGAAGGCACGCCUGAAUGUAACCCCGAAAUUCAGAACUGUAGCCGCUCUGCCAUAGCCACAGCCUACUUCGUCAGCUACAUCAUCAUCUCCUUUCUCAUUGUUGUCAAUAUGUAUAUUGCUGUGAUUCUGGAAAACUUCAAUACAGCCACUGAAGAAAGUGAGGACCCUUUGAGUGAAGAUGACUUUGAAAUAUUCUAUGAAGUUUGGGAAAAGUUUGACCCGGAAGCAACACAGUUUAUCAAAUAUUCUGCCCUUUCUGAUUUUGCUGAUGCCCUUCCUGAACCUUUGCGUGUGGCAAAGCCAAAUAGAUUUCAAUUUCUAGUAAUGGACUUGCCCAUGGUGGAUGGAGAUCGCCUCCACUGCAUGGAUAUUCUCUUUGCUUUCACCGCAAGGGUACUCGGGGACUCCAGUGGCCUGGAUAGCAUGAAAGCAAUGAUGGAAGAGAAGUUCAUGGAGGCCAACCCUUUCAAGAAGUUAUAUGAACCCAUAAUCACCACCACGAAGAGGAAGGAAGAGGAAAGAUGUGCUGCUGUUAUUCAAAAGGCAUUUCGAAAUCACAGGGUGAAAGUGACCAGGUGUCUGUUGGAAGGCAGACCUCAAGCCGCUCUCCAGACUCUCUGCAAUGGAGACUUGCCCAGCUCCGGGGUAACUGAGGGCAAGGUCCACUAUGACUGAGCCCAUCACAUCCACCCUUACCUUACAGCCUUCUCUCCAGGCUCUGAGCUACUGGGGGUCCACAGCUCAGUAGAAGAACAAGCAGUGGACUCAUGGAACAGGCCAUUGUGCUUUUCUGACUGAAAGAAAUGAUAUUUCAGUGUUCACUUCAAGUGAUUCUUGCAGAGAUACAAAAUAAGGCUGUUAACAUCUGGUAGUGUUUAAUAAGUAAGAACAUACUAGAGAGUGCCGUGGAGGGCACACUAAUGUUAGGAUUGGAAACACAAUUCAAAUUAUGUCAAAAUAAAAGAAC
Messenger RNA from Talpa occidentalis (Iberian mole), 7002 nucleotides. It is a transcript of the gene SCN11A, whose product is annotated as sodium voltage-gated channel alpha subunit 11. Bases 1329 to 6710 code for a protein of 1793 amino acids. Gene Ontology annotation, biological process: neuronal action potential; sodium ion transmembrane transport; membrane depolarization during action potential. NCBI's taxonomy places the organism in Eukaryota, Metazoa, Chordata, Mammalia, Eulipotyphla, Talpidae. Gene Ontology annotation, cellular component: plasma membrane; voltage-gated sodium channel complex; axon. The record is from RefSeq and is a predicted model, not a curated record. The transcript is spliced from 28 exons. Gene Ontology annotation, molecular function: voltage-gated sodium channel activity.